AUGUUUUGCUUUACUACUACAAUCACAUUGGCUAUUCUCUGCCUAGCCAAACCAUCACUUUCGAGACCUGUCCCUAGAAAUGAGAAAGGAGAACUUAUUGACAUCAAUAUUCAGCUCAUACCGGGACUAGACAUAGGAGUUAAUGUUGGUUGUGGUGAUAGUAUUGUGGAUGUGAACCUCAACUCCUUGCGCCUGCCCUUCAUUACUUGUGCCAACACCCAAAAAUCAAUUUCAACAACGGGUGUGAAGUUGCCAUUGAUGGGCAGAAAUAUGAAUAGCAAACCCGUGGACUUGCCAACUUUGCCAAAUCCUACUGGGCGUGUAAAGGCCAUAGAUUCGUCCAUCCGAAGUUUGCCCAGUACCUCAGUGUCAACAUCAAUUAGCAAGUCAAAGUUCAUCGGUCCUAUAGCAGCUAUAGAUUCUUUAAUGUUUAAGUCUUCAAGCGUCAGCACAUCUGCCUCUAUCAAUAUCAACUCAAGACGGCUCCACACACAUCAUCGUACAUUGGCAGCCAAUCCCCCACCUACCAUAUUCAUAAAACCUGUUCCUACCUCGACGAAUCCACCCAAGAUGAAACAUACUCAUCACCGGCCAAAGAAGACUUCCAAGGCCAUACAGUAUACAUCUGUGCAUCCUCAUCCCUCACCAGCUCAGACCUUAAUCAAGAGAUUUGAAACAACAACGAACUCAUUGACAAUCGACUCUCACACAACUACCCAAUAUUCACCUGGAUCUCACCUCCACAAACAAGACUUUCCAUAAUACCAAUUGACUCUAUAUCUGGUGGAAAGAUUACAUUGGCAACAAAGGCCUCAGGAUGCUCAUCGAUAAGGAGGGCCACUUGGCAUCCGCCCGCGGAGACUUUAUAUCCUCCUGUGGUUGAGCGUGAAGCAGCAAACAAUGGUUGGAAGAGAACAGUUAGGUGGCAUCCAUCGGCUGAGAAUAAGUUUUACGUCCUGGCGUUUUUGUCUAGCUUAUGCCAAGUGUGUCAUUUAUAUCGUGUAUAUUGUUUGUCGUGCCUGGUAGCUGCAGUCCCCAACUCUAGAUAGUCGAUUGUUAUCAUACAAAAGCUGUAGGUGACGGCCAGGAGCCGAUGUGGUGUCAAUAAAUAUAAACCAUUUCUUCCUCGCAAGUUUGCAUCACAAAUGUUUGUCGAAACAACUUUU
This is a messenger RNA of Botrytis porri, 1166 nucleotides long. RefSeq lists its product as uncharacterized. The transcript has 3 exons. Lineage: Eukaryota; Fungi; Ascomycota; Leotiomycetes; Helotiales; Sclerotiniaceae. The coding region runs from base 1 to 762 and encodes 253 amino acids. The record is from RefSeq and is a predicted model, not a curated record.